AUGGAGUCGGCGGAGCGCACGUUCAAGGGUCUGUCGGACGCCAAGACGCGCGUGGACCAGGCUACACAGGAAGACGCGUCAUUUCCCGAUUUGGCCGACCAGCUGAACGCUCAGUCCGAGCCGCAGAACUAUUUCUUCGAGCCGUACGCGUCACAAUGGACCCCACAGGUGGCCAAGAAGGGCUCCGUGAUCCCUCUGCCGGGUGUGGUGGCCGCCGCUCUGGACGAUACGAAGACACUGUCGCUGUCCGGCCUGCUGCCGGAGAUCCGCUCGGCCUGGACGUCCGUGGACAACCGCCUCUUCCUUUGGAGCUACGCGCAGCGCGGCCGCUUCGCCGCCAAGGAGUUUGACCAGGCCAUCGUGGCCGUGGGGCUCGUGGCCCGGCCAGCCACCGGAGUGUUUACCCCCAAGGUCCGCCACGUGCUCGUGGUGGCCACUACCGUGGAAGUGGUGCUUCUGGCCCUGCAGAGUACAAAGCUCAGUGUCAGUACGGACAAGUGUGUGGUCCGCAAGGUUGCGACUACGCGCAGUGGCCGUAUCUUCUUCGGAGGCUCGGACGGCGCACUGUAUGAGUUCCUAUACGCACCGGAGCAGAAGGCCGCGGCCGACCGCAACUCGCUGCUCGGAUCGGCGCUGACGAAUGUCCCCGGAGUUGGAUCGUGGGAUUGCUGCAGGAAAGUGAUCCACACGUUCAGCUACGCGCAGUAUCUGCCUCGAUUCCUGGCCGGCCUGGCCAGUGCGCCUGGCAAAGUGGUGGACAUGUGUGUGGACCACUCGCGACACAUUCUCUACGUGCUGCACGACGACGCCCAAGUGAGCGUGUUUGACCUUGGGGCCAAUGGAGACGAGAUCAAGGCCGUCUGCGCCGUGAACCUGCUGGCCGACGGGGCCAAGUACGCGCGUGAGAACCGCCGGACGCGCGUUUCCUGUCCAGAUGAGAGACUGUUCCAACCGGCCGUGGCCGGAUCGCCCAAUCCUUUGAAGAUUGUCGCAUUGUCUUCAGUGGCGCCGGAUGAGUCCAAGGUGGUGACGCUGGUGGCCGUCACGUCCAACGGUAUCCGCUUCUACUUGACAGCUUUUUCUCGACGAUACACGUACUCAGGAGCUGGCAAUUACGGCCGAGCCAAACGUCCAUCGAGACUUGAGAUUCUCCACAUCCGUCUGCCUCCUCCGGCGAUCUCACUGCGCGAUGCACCGCCCUAUCACGCCAAGGAAGGAAUGCAGCCAGGUUACGCGCCGGGCAAGAGCCCAAGCGCAGUACAUGUCGCGUUCCAUCGAAAGGGUGUCUUCUUGUGCAUUGAAGGACGACGAGACCAGCAGGACCAACUUGUGGGCGUUGCACACGACCCUAUUAGCACCACAGCACUACCGCUACAGACAGGCUUAGCAGCUAGGAAGCCUACGAUCCGCGAAGCUGUCUCCUUAGACACCUGCAUCGGAAAGGUGGUAGAUAUUCAAGAACUGGAUCCGUAUUCGAGCGAAGGCCCCGAGAGUUCGUGGAUAGCGCAGGCUGAGGCAAUCGCAGCUGCUAAUGCCAGUACAAAGGGCGCUAGUAGUGGUAGCAAGCGUUCAUUCGACGAAAUGAGUACUGGAAUCCCUGCUGGAAGUGCGUCAGAGAACGCGCCUGUCGUCGGAGAGAUGGCGCUCAUGUACUCGCAACCUUCGCGACACUUUUUGUGUCUGACGAACGCUGGUAUACAGGUGUUUAAGAAGAUCCGGCCUCUAGACCAGCUUCACCGUGUGUUGUUGCUGUCCCGUGGCCAUGAACAGAUGGCAGUGUUGGCGCCAUUUGUUCGUUGCUUCGGUGAGAUUCAGGUGGUGUGUAUGCUCAUCGCCCUGGCCUGUGGAGUUCCCACUGAUCCUCUAGUAAGCGAGACGUCCACGGCCGCUUCGUUGGUCGCGCCGCGUCCUGGCGGUUUGGCCCGUAUGAAGAGUGAUGAUUAUAUCUACACGGCCGCUGUGCAGGGUAUCUUCGAGAUCGCUCAAGGCCCUCCUGACAACGUGGCCGUGGAGCCUACUUCCUCUACUUCCAACGGGACUUCAACGUCUUCGAGCACGCGUAUCGUGCUGACUACGGAGUUCGGCAUGUCGUACCAGCACGAUGGCCUGGUCGCGUUCGCGUGUCGUGUGCUGCGUCCGCUCUGGACUUCCAAGACACUCGGCCGACGUGUGGUGUCCCGUGCCGUCAACUCAAAGCCGUCGGCUAAGUCUCCUGGAUUUGCGACGAGCUUCGAGAAUGUUCAUUCUACGGAAAAACUGGACGAGAUCCGCGAGAUUCUCUUCCAGCUACGUCAAUUGAUGGAGAGCGCUGGCCCCUUCGCCGUGUCCAUUAGUGGUGGCGCGGCACUAGAGAACAACCCGAGCUUGGACGGCGUGUUAGGUGAGAGUACGGAGGCCGGUCUCUCUCGUGUGUCGGAGCUCGUGAUGCGGCACCAAAAAUCACUGAGUGAAGAUCAACUUAAACGUGAGACGCGGUUCAAGGCCGAGCAGCGAUCUCUGUACUAUCUGUACCAGCUGGUGCUGCGUAGUAUUGAGGCCAUCUCGUUGCUGCGGAUUGCUCAGGAGUACAAGGUCUCCUUGGAGGAACCUCUAGCCCGUCUCAGCUUCAGCGACUUGGUGACAACGACGGACGGCGCGCUAGCCGCCAAGACCAUGACGAAGGCUCUGAUGCGUGGCCGGAACGAGAACAACCAGUUUCUGAUCAAGCAGCUGCGCGAACAGUGCCCCACGUUCUUCUCCGUGUCGGAUCUGUGGCAUUAUCAAGGAUACCGGAGCUUGUCGAACGCCAAACUCAGCGGCUCUCCUGUUGCACGUAAGAAUUUCUUGAAGGAAUCUCUGGGUCAGUUCUUGAACUCGUGCCACAUGUGGGAUACCGAGGACUGUCUGGAUGUCCUCCAGGGCAUCUGUGAAGACUACACGCUGCUCAACUACUACGAAGGCGUCGUGAAGCUCUCUCUGGCCUGCGCUAAGCACUUCCACGACGCAGCAGCGUCGGAUCUCAGCGGUGUUAAACAGACCUGGAAGAGACGAUGCUUUGGCUGCAUCUUGCUGGCUCUACACAAACUUCUGGGCGGAGAGACAGCGAGCGCGAGUCCUCAAGCUGUUGAGGAGAUGGUGACUCUGGACGAUGAGACGAAGAACAAGUGCGUGGAAGAACUCUUCCACUUUGCGUUGGCUUCGGAAGACGACAGCUUCCACAACUUGCUGUACACGUGGCUCUAUGAACGUGGCCACUCUCAUCUGCUGACGUCUAUCCGCUCUCCGUACAUUGAAGUGUUUUUGAAGGAGAAAGACCAAGAUCUGCUCGUCAAGCUCUACAUGGAUCAGCACAAGUAUCUCGUGGCGGCCAAAGUGUGGUGGGCACGUGCACACGAGGACUCUAUGGAUGACGAGUACGCGUCGUCGUCGGCUCUUGUGGUGGCGAGCAACCCGGAUAUUACCAAGCGGCAGUACUACGUGUCCAAGGCGCUGAGUUGUCUCAAGAGUCUGGAAGACGUGGGCGAGGCGUCAGAGGCCAUUAAAGAAGUACGCGACGUGCUGGAUGUGCUGCAGCUGCAGGUUCGUGUCCUCAAGGCGCUGGAGCAGCAGGUUGUCGAGCUGGAAGUGUCUCGCUCUUCAGAUGAACAGCUACGACAACGCAAGACAGACUUGCAGCUGCUGACGUUCAAGCUGUUCGACGCCUCCACCCUGUACAACCGGUUCGCGUCCAAGUACGACAUGUGGACCGAGUGUCUGCACAUUAUCCACGUGUGCAAGUCGGAAGAAGCGGACGUGAUUGCGACUCUGUGGCGGAAGAUCGUCUUCAGUCUCUUGCCUCAAUCCUCCAACAACGCAGCGUUCAAUGCGUGGCGAUUGGAUCAAUGCGAGAAGGCUGGCUUGCUGGCCACCUCGAGCGGGACUGGAGGCGGUUCCUCGUUCGAGAGCGGCAACUGGAUUGGCCAGAUGCAGUGCAAGUUCUUGAGACUGGGCAAAUCGCUGUACUUGGAAGGCGACGACCGACACGGCGGCUCGACUGGUGUGGGAGAGUUUGUCUUCCCUGUGGGCUUCCUGGCCGACGUGCUCGAGUGGAUCUCUCUGUGGUAUAUUCGAUCAUCGGGUAUGGGCGCGUUCGCUGGAAGUGUCGCGUCGGCUGCUGCGAUUGACGCUACGACGUUCAAUUGGGUGCUCAAGCUCUUCCUGGACGUCGGUGUGCCCCACCGAGUACUGCUCAGCUACUACGAACAGCUCUAUCGUGAACAACCGGAACGCCUUUACCGGGAAGGCUGGACGCUGCACUUGCUACAGUCGAUGCUGGCCAUUAUUACUAUCUGGAAGAAACACGCCAUCUCUCCUCGUGCCGGGAAGGACCAACUCGCAGAGUUCGCGGCCUGUUGCCCGAACUUAGUCGACCUCUGCGAUGGAUUUAUCACGGAUCUACGCGCCACAUCACAGAAUGGAAACGGAGAGGCAUCGACGUUGCUGGAGCAAUUCCGUCGGGUGAAGAGCGAACUGUUGAACUUCCGAACCCUCAUGUAG
Messenger RNA from Phytophthora infestans T30-4, 4515 nucleotides. RefSeq names its product nuclear pore complex protein Nup155. The record is from RefSeq and is a predicted model, not a curated record. Lineage: Eukaryota; Oomycota; Peronosporomycetes; Peronosporales; Peronosporaceae. The transcript has 3 exons. The coding region runs from base 1 to 4515 and encodes 1504 amino acids. Gene Ontology annotation, cellular component: nuclear pore; nuclear pore inner ring. Gene Ontology annotation, molecular function: structural constituent of nuclear pore. Gene Ontology annotation, biological process: protein localization to nuclear inner membrane; protein import into nucleus; RNA export from nucleus.